CGUCAUAAUAUCAUGAUAUCAACCCACUCCACUCUAGCUGGCAUUGGCAGCAAUAGAUUUAGAAUAAAUUUAUUUUCGUAAUGUCAAAGCCAAAUUACUUUUCAUUGUUCUGAAAUAUUAGCUGAGAUUUGCUAAUUUAAUUUCAAUUUUUGAUUAUUCAAACGAAUUUUACCCUUCCAGCCAUCCUAAUGAGUGAAUUAGUGUGGGGAAUUAAAAAUGGUGAUCUUGAAAUUGUUAGAGACUAUGUUGAAUCUAAGGAAAUUGACCUAAACAAAGAAAUUGAUGGCCGUCCACCUCUCCAUUAUGCUGCAGACUACGGCCAAGAUCAUGUUAUACAAUAUCUCAUUCAAAAAGGUGCUGAUGUAAAUAUAAAAGAUAAGCAUGGAAUAAGUGUUCUUCUAGCAGCGAUAUGGGAGGGACAUACAAACUGUGUUAAAACAUUGCUAGAUAAGGGUGCGUGUAAAGACGGAGUGGCUCCGGAUGGGACGAGCUACCUCGAUGCGGCCGACAAGGAUGAAAUCAAGAAACUGCUGCAGUAAUUCGGAUGAACUAAACUCGAGCUGAUAAUAUUGUGAUUUGGUUAGUGCUAGGUUGGCUUUUGUGUGCAUGUAUGAGUGAUUUUAUACAUAACAUUCUAUCAUUUAAGCAUUUAUUCCAUUACUGUUAGCUAUUUUUAUAGUUACUCAACAAAUUCAACCAAACACUGUUAUUCGCGCUAUUGGAUUUGGAAUGUUGUUUUUGAUAGAAAAAUGCCUAAAAAACGUUCAGUGAUUUCUCUUUGUAUGGGAAAAAACUUGUAUAAUGAAUGUAAUACUGUUAUUAUAAUGAAAAUAUUUGUUCCUAAGACUAAAAGGUCUGGUUGAAACUCGUUAUCUAUUCUUAAAACUAUACUAUUGCAAACGCUCCAUAGUUUUCGUUUGGUGGACAAUUCAACAAUAAAUUUGUUUUACAAAAUCGAUGUCUUCUGAGCAGAUGUCGUAUACCUACGCUUCAAAAACUUAGCUAAAUUAUUUUAGUUAAAAGUUUAACUAAUUUUUUUGUGUACCGUACUCUACAAUUGGAAGAUUUUCGUUACCCUGUUCAUUGAUCAUUAUAGAGCUAACGAUUAAAUCUCCAGUCAUUUACGCUAUAGUUCUCAUCUAUUGAUGUUUUUAGAAUGAAUUUCAAAAUUGGCUGAGACAUGACAUUUCAAUUGUGAUUUUUCAGAAUCAAAUAACUACAUUGAAUUAAAUAAAAUAUAAUGCAUAAAUUUAUAUUUUCAAAUCGUUUCACAUAAGCUACUUUCAAUCUAUAUUUUUCUAACUUUUAAUUUAUCUUCUUCAAGAUAUAAAAUGAGAAUUUUUUAUCGUCCAGUAGUUUGUCUGCUAAAAAUGUAUGGCUCUUAGGAUAUGUGAUCAAAGUGCUUCAUAAAAUUAUAUAAACGUUUUUGAGAGAAUAUAGGCUAAUAUGCCAAUUAUUUGUCUGCAGAAAGUUUUAACUAAAUUUCGAGAAAAAUCAACAGUCCUUUCUCAAUAUCAGUAUAGAAUUCAGGAAUCUCAUUUAUUUGUAAAGAUUAAUAUUCCCUUUCAAGUCUGGAAUGUCCGGUUCAAUAGUUUUAUCUAAUCUUCCUAAAAUCUCUUUCAAUUUUUCGCUUUUUCAGACAGAGCUAUUGUGAUAGGAGACAUUUUAUACAAUAUUGAUAAUUUCCAAAGUAGUAUUAUUUUUUAUCGAACGUACUUAAAAAUCUGACGUAUUUUGCUAUCGAUUAGAAAGUAAUAUUAUAAUAAUCAUUACCAUUAAGAUCAAAUGUUUUUUGUAGCUCAUUAUUACCGAUAUUCUUUGAAAAUAAAGAUUUCACUAAAAUGAAUAUUUUGAUAAUAGUCAGUAAAUUGUGUGUAGGCUAUGGUUUUUUCGUUGACAAAAUUCAGUCUACAUAAAAUUCAAGUAUAUUUCUAUCAUCGAAUUCAUUUAGCCUAUCAAGUUAUUCGAGUUAACUUGAAUCUACAAUUUUUAAACAUUAAUUAUUAUUCCCUCCUCUAUCAACAUCGUAUCAAAUGAUCAUCUUAUUCAUUCUAUUUUUAAAAAGUGUUCCUUAACUAAUUGCUUCGUGAGUUUUAUUAAUUCAUUUUAUUGUUCAACACUUUGUUUAAAAUUUUAUUUUAUCAUCGAUCUCCCAUCUGAAAACCAAUGAGAAUUCACGUAUUUUAUUAUAUUUAUAAUUAUUUAUAGAAUAUAGUGUCUCAAUUAUGUUCAUAAUAUUUUAUAAUCAAUUGCACUAGUAUCUGUGUUGAUAUGUCUAACAGAUUUUUAAAGUUUAAAAACUUGAAUUUAAAUAUGAUUCAUGUUUUGUUCACUAAUUAAUUAAAAGGUUUUAAUAUUA
Molecule: messenger RNA, 2359 nt
Organism: Nilaparvata lugens (brown planthopper)
Lineage: Eukaryota; Metazoa; Arthropoda; Insecta; Hemiptera; Delphacidae
Product: myotrophin
Exons: 4
Coding region: 189-539 (116 amino acids)
Biological process (GO): regulation of barbed-end actin filament capping
Cellular component (GO): cytoplasm; nucleus
Molecular function (GO): protein binding
Source: RefSeq, a predicted model, not a curated record